AUACAAGGUCAAGCGCACGCACAUGUCCGAGCCGAAAGCCCAGAAGUGUUUUUACCUCGGCCCGGGAAUCAACACCAACAAUAGUUGCGUGCGCAUCUUGAACGAAAAACGCCAAGCGAUCACAACUCGCAAGUUCACCUGGCAAUCCGUACCCGCUGCCCCCACCGCCCUGCCCCAGUCGCUACAUCCCAUCGCAGAGGAGGAACAAGAAUUCGCGACUGGGGAGGACGAGGUUGGGGAGGCCGCGUCGAGCCAUGGUGGAGGGAGGGCGGAGAGAGAACCUGUGGAUGGAGGACGAAGUUUCAACCUUGGCACGACGGCAGCCCCGGCGGCCCCGGGGCCCGCGGGGCCGCCCGCGCCCCAGGUGUUGGGCGCGGGCGACGCUGGCGAUGGCGCCCCCUCGAGCAGGGAAGGCGCGAGGGUCGCCCCAUCUACCACGUCAGCCGGCAUGGCCGAUGUGGGCGGCGGCGAGGAUGACCGCCGCAGCAGCAGCCGCCGUGCUAACGGCAGCAGCGGCAGCGGUAGCGGCAGCGGCAGCGACAGCGACAGCGAGACGGAUCUCCCGGCGGCUCGCCCGCUUCGACAAGCCGGCGGAACUCACCAGCCGCCGCACCAGGGAGAACCCUCGCCGAAACCCGAGGUGCCCCCGUCGCCGGCAAGUGCCGAAGCCCUGUUCGCCUCGGCGGCGAGCCUUCCCGUCAGCAGCACGGAGGAGUUCACCAGCUGGAUACUCUCGGCGGCGUACACACACGCAACGCUAGAGGGGGAGGUUUUUCUGAGGCUCCCCGCUGGGUGCGGGGACAAAUCGCAUAAGAUUGUCAAGGCUGAGCGUGCGAUUCGCGGUCUGAAGCAGAGCGGUAGGCAGUGGGGGUACCACGCUGCUGAUACGCUAGUCGAGAACGGGUUCGAGCAGUGCAAGGCGGACCCGUGUGUUUUCCGCAAGAUGGUAGACGAAGUCGUGGUGAUGAUUAUCGUUGUCUACUUGGAUGACAUCUUGGUGGCUGGGUCUGACGAGGAUUGCAAGGGGUUGCUUGCUUCUCUCAACAAGAAAUUUCCCACAAAAAAUCUGGGAGAGUGCGAACGGUUUGACGGGUGCGCCAUUGAGAGAGAUGUAGAGUCUACGACUCUUAAAAUCUCGCAAACCGCCAUUACGUGGGUGUCAACAUGCUCGCGUCCAGACGUCUCGUUCGCCGUGCGUGCGGUAGAGCGCCACGCCCACGCCCUAGCGAAGAGGCACUGGGAUGCCAUCCGGAAGGUCCUCAGCUACUUGAAGGAGACGAGGGACCUCGGCAUCACCUACCAACGGCGAUCGGGGUUAGGGAUGGCCGUGUACGUAAACGCUAGCUACGUCGACACGGAGGAUAAUCGUUCGGUGUCAGGGUUGGCGACGACGGUUGGAGGUACCGUAGUCAGCCAUGGAAGCAAGACACAGAGCAUCGUGUCUUUGUCUUCGACGGAAGCCGAGUACAUUGCUGGCGGGGAGGGUGUCAAGGAGGCGUUGUUUGUGCGUGCGGUACUGUCGUUUGUUGCCCCAGAGACCAGAGGUAGUAACAUCCAGGUCCUUGAGGACAACCAGGGGGCCAUAGCGUUGGUGCAGAACCCCCUCAGCUCAGGUCGCACGAAUCACAUCGAUGUGAGGUUCCAUUUCAUCCGCGGAUUGUUUAGUUCGGGGGAUAUUUCAGUCAAAUUUGUUCCGACAACGGAUGACUGUGCAUGUCAAAUGGUCAGCCAUUGUCCAAAAAACGAUACACUCUCGGCUCGUAGCCAAUCCCAGUGGAUCUGA
Ectocarpus sp. CCAP 1310/34 is the source of this 1783-nucleotide messenger RNA. NCBI's taxonomy places the organism in Eukaryota, Phaeophyceae, Ectocarpales, Ectocarpaceae. The record is from the annotation of a GenBank genome assembly.